AUGAGCAGUCACGCAGACAACUACGGGUUGCCCGCAGCUUUCACCACAAUCGCGCUAUUCGGCGCUAGCGGGCAGAUCGGUGAGCGUAUCCUCCAUGCGUUGAUCUCAAAUAAGCGGAAAGACUUCAAGGUUAUUGCCUUUGUGCCACCUGGAUCUGAAUCGCAAGUUUCAAAAUCGGUCAUUAUCAAGACUUUCGAUCUUAAGAAGGUGACACAAGAGCAGCUUACGCAAGACCUGAAGGGUGUCGAUGCAGUGGUCUCCGCGCUGAACGGUCCGGCCCUUGAAGCCCAGGCGAUCAUCCAAGAUGCAGCCGCCGAUGCGGGUGUGCAGCGGUUCUACCCAAGCGAGUAUGGCUUCCAUCAAAUCUACCGCAAGCCAAACGAUCCCAUGGGUUACAUUCAUCCAGCAUGGAACAUGAAGGCAUUAGCCAACGAGCGUGCCGUCACUCAUCCUGCUGUUCGAUUGGGCAAGAUGAGCUUCACCAUGAUUGGCUGUGGCGACUUCUACAACCAAGAUCGUGAGAAGGUGUGGUGUCCAUGGACACAGUCUCCACGCUCAGUCGAUAGGUAUACGAUCCAUGUAAUCGGCGAUCCAGAUGCAGAAGCGGACUACACCCACCUUGAUGACUUUGCGAACUUCCUCGUUGCCACUCUCCUCGAACCAGCGAAGAGCCACAACCAAUUCCUGAAUAUUGUCAGCGACACCACCUCGCAUACUCAAAUUGCCAAGCUGCUUGAAAAGUACACAAGCAAGAAGGUGGAGAUGGAUGUGCUUGGUGAAGAGAAGAUGCACGAGAUCUGGGACGAUCCAAGCAAGGCACCCAAAAAACACACAGAAAGCGCGUUCCCUGUGGACUUCUGGUACCUAGUCAAAGGCAUCCAAGGCAAAGGAGAGUUCGUCAGACCCAAGAGCCAGAUCCAUAACGAGCUGUUUUCUGACCUGACGUACACCCCGUUCGAGGGAUAUUUCAAAGCCAGGUUUGGCAGUGCGGAGAAGCUAUAA
Macroventuria anomochaeta is the source of this 1002-nucleotide messenger RNA. Its product is annotated as NAD(P)-binding protein. The record is from RefSeq and is a predicted model, not a curated record. NCBI's taxonomy places the organism in Eukaryota, Fungi, Ascomycota, Dothideomycetes, Pleosporales, Didymellaceae. The transcript is spliced from 2 exons. The coding region runs from base 1 to 1002 and encodes 333 amino acids.